Molecule: messenger RNA, 391 nt
Organism: Pleuronectes platessa (European plaice)
Lineage: Eukaryota; Metazoa; Chordata; Actinopteri; Pleuronectiformes; Pleuronectidae
Product: 40S ribosomal protein S27-like
Exons: 3
Coding region: 30-188 (52 amino acids)
Biological process (GO): translation; ribosomal small subunit assembly
Cellular component (GO): cytosolic small ribosomal subunit; ribosome
Molecular function (GO): structural constituent of ribosome; RNA binding
Source: RefSeq, a predicted model, not a curated record
GUCGUUGACUUCAGUUAAACUCCUACUUUAUGGAUGUGAAGUGUCCAGGCUGCUACAAGAUCACCACUGUGUUCAGCCAUGCACAGACGGUGGUUCUCUGUGUGGGAUGCUCAACUGUGUUGUGCCAGCCAAAAGGAGGAAAGGCCAGACUGACAGAGGGUUGCUCUUUCAGGAGGAAGCAACAUUAAAAAGGGAUUGCCUCCUCAAUCCUCCAUGUCUGUAAUUCAGCCGUGGCGUUGAUAACAUUUUCCAUUGAUUACAAUGUAGUUCAUUCAAUAAUGAUACUGUCACUGUACAAAUGUUCAACUUUUAAGAAGACUUUCUAAACUUGCUAGCAGUUUUUUUUAAUACGAAAUGAGAGAUCUCAAUAAAUAAAACUGUUAUAAAAAAC